This is a messenger RNA of Leguminivora glycinivorella, 848 nucleotides long. RefSeq lists its product as uncharacterized. Lineage: Eukaryota; Metazoa; Arthropoda; Insecta; Lepidoptera; Tortricidae. The record is from RefSeq and is a predicted model, not a curated record. The transcript has 2 exons. Bases 46 to 594 code for a protein of 182 amino acids.
GUAAAGUCCAACGGAUAUUAAAGGGAUGCCCUGAAUGUAUGAAACAUGAUGGAGGACCUUAUAGACUACCAGAAACCCCUGCUCUUCCUAAAGAGAGAGUCAAUUACAGCUCUCCUUUUACGUACGUUGGAACAGUGUAAACAAACGUCACAUGAAGAAAGCGUAGAAGAAUCUGUACAGGUUCCUGACGUCCCACAUCCAACAAGAAGGGACGACGUGAUGAAAGAAUCCACUAACGACGUUCUUAAGACUUCUGAGCAGAAAUCUUAUCAAUUAACAGAAUUAAACGAGUCAGAAGAAAUACCGUCUGAUUCAGUCUUAUUAGAGCCUGCAUCUAGUCAGUUACACGAGCCUGAGCCUAAGUCCAUACCCGAACCAGACCCACUCGCAGUCAAAGACAUGACGUUCUGCGAGAACACUGAUCCUGAAACGCACCACCUAGAGAACAUCGCGUCGGCUGAACAUCACGACGAGUCCAGACCUAAGAGAGCAGCGGCGCUUCGUGCUCUUGAGAAGAUUAAGGAGUGGACCAGCAACUUAGUCGCGGUUUUGCUGCCUGUAGUGGGGAGUGUCGCGACCAACGCGAAACUAUAGAGCCCCAAGAAUAUUCCCCUGCGGCAACACUGGCGGCGCCCUCUGGGUGGAGCCAUAGUAAGUAUCUCAAAGUUGUCAAACUACGUGCCACGUAGACAUUCCACGAGGCGCGAGAAACGCGCCAGUACUUAAAAGUGUAACACACAGUGAAGUGAUCCACGUGCUAUCCAGAUAUUGCAGAGACGACUAAAGCUAAGUAUUUAUUUAUACUUGGUGGCUCACAGUGGUGUAAUGGUAUCUCUUACAAUUGUUUC